AUGCAUGAGGAAGCUGUGCCUACUGAGAAGCCCCAGGUGAGGAAUGCUCUAGGGUCGUGCUGUGGACAUACCAUCUUUGGGUUGUGCCCCGCAGUGCCAGACACGGCUAGCUUGGCUAUGGGAAUCAUCCUUGCUGUGCUGGCUCCGCUCAUCAUUGCCGCCAACGUGCUGGUGGCCAUUGCCCUCCUUCGCCUUAUCUGGAAGACCGGCUACAAGGGACACUAUUUUGUCCUUAAUCUUGCUGCUGCAGAUGCCAUAGUUGGUUUGUCGGUUGUAGGUCUGGUCAGAGGGGAGUUCUUUGAGCACGUUCAUCCCAAGCAGAUCUUCUGUGUCCUGCGAAUGGCUUUUGUGACAUCCUCUUCUGCUGCUUCUAUCCUGUCCCUGACCCUGGUCGCGUGUUACAGGCACCUGGCAAUCAGAAAGCCUUUCCACUAUCACCAGCUGGUCACGGGCACGCGGGUAGCACUGCACUUGGUGGUGCUCUGGCUGCUUGCUGGUAUCGUUGGCUUUCUCCCACUCCUUAUCCCAGGCUUUCGGAAGAUCUCCCUCGAGGAAAAAUGCUCCUUCUUCAGAGUCUUCCACCUCAGCUACAUUCUCAUUAUCUCCUGCAUGGGCUUCUUUCCAGUCCUGUUUCUCUUCAUUUACCUCUACUGUGACAUGUUGAAGAUUGCCUCUGUGCACGUGCAACAAAUCCGGGAAGCAGAACGUGCGGGGCUGGCCAGGGGCAGCACCAGUGACAUGAAGGCCAUGCGCACCGUGGCCAUGCUGGUCGGCUGCUUUGUGCUGUCCUGGCUGCCAUUUUUCAUCGCUGGCAUCGUGCAAAUUGUGUGUACCAAGUGCUUCCAUUACAGAGUCAUUGAGAGCUACCUCUGGCUGUUGGGACUGUGCAAUUCCCUCCUGAACCCCUUGCUCUACUCCUACCGGCAGAAGGACGUGCGGCAGCAGCUCUCCCAGCUGGCUGCUGGUGUGAAGAGGAAAGUCCUUCAUUUGGGGAAGGGUUGCUGUUUCCCCAACAGAGGGACCGAGUCCAUUCCUGCUGUGUCGAGCUUGCAGCUCCAGGAUUGAUGUGGUUAGGAGUGGCUACCGUUGGCUUUCUUUCCAGCUUGUCUCCUUCACCAGGACUGUGAACCUGGGGGCUGCCAGCUGUGGAAUAGAUCCUAUAUGGGGUAGGACAGCUCUGCGUGCUUAGACACAGCACAACCAGCACAGCCAGUUCUGCACCAGCUCCAGGGCACCCCAAAUUGCAGGUGCGUGGCACAUGUUGAAUUUUGCUUGGAAGAGCUUCAGCAAGAGCAGCUUAGUGUCCGGUGGGACCAAGCCUUCCACAGACUGAGAUCACUCACUUCUCACCUGGCUGUCCCCAGCCCAGACCUGAGAGCCUUCUGCUGUCCCUUCUGCCUUGCAGCACAGCUGUCUGGGCCAGUUUCCCCACCAGCACGUGGGGCAGGGCUGCUCUCACUGUGUUGGCUCUGUUGCUCCCUAUCACUGCCUUACCUAAACCAAACUUGCAAUCCAACACAUGCAAUCUGGGCUGUCCCUCAAACCAUCCUCUGAUUAGGAUCGAUCUUAGAGGCAGAGGUGAGGGGUCUGGGGUCUCUGCUGUAAUGCAGGGGGGAAGGGGUGGCUGUUCUUUGGCUUAUGUGCACUGGAGCAAAAGCUGAACAGGUGUGGUGUGCCUGGGAGC
Messenger RNA from Lagopus muta (rock ptarmigan), 1684 nucleotides. RefSeq names its product G protein-coupled receptor 119 (gene GPR119). Gene Ontology annotation, molecular function: phosphatidylcholine binding; G protein-coupled receptor activity. Gene Ontology annotation, cellular component: membrane. Lineage: Eukaryota; Metazoa; Chordata; Aves; Galliformes; Phasianidae. Bases 1 to 1065 code for a protein of 354 amino acids. The transcript is spliced from 2 exons. The record is from RefSeq and is a predicted model, not a curated record. Gene Ontology annotation, biological process: regulation of metabolic process; adenylate cyclase-activating G protein-coupled receptor signaling pathway.